AUGCGCCCGCUGACCUGUACCCAAAGACGUGGGAGCUGGGCAGACUGCGCAGAUAGGAGGCUCCCUCUGGUGGAACAUACCUCGCUGGUUCAAAAACUUUCAAAGGCGGACAGAUGGUGUCAUGCUUGGGAUGCCCAAGCCCGCCUGCCAACAAGGCGACUCCUGCCCGACCAGAGAAGUUGCACAGCUUCCUUGAAGAGCUUGCGGCGUCCGGCAAAGUGGGCUCUGGCGUUAGGCUUUUGCAGCAAGCUUGGCCUUGCGAUGGUGGAGGCGAACCAGAUUGUAUUCAAUGCGUUGACCAGCACCUGCACCAGCUUUAACGACUGGCAGCCUGCACUAGCCCUCUUGGCGUGCAUGGGUACGCUUCAGAUCCUCCAAGAUAUCAUCAGCUACAACACUGUUCUUGCUGCCUGUGGAACAAGGGAGAUGAGCGCCUGGCAGGCCGCCAUGGAACUUCUAAGAGACAUGCACGUGGUGGCCCUCUGCCUGGACACAAUCAGUCAAGGCAGCGCUCUGGCUGCCUGCGCCUGCAACAGCGAUUGGCUUCGUGCCGCUGCACUGCACGACGCGAUGAUCCAUUCCGGCAUUCGGACCAGCAGCAUCACCUGGAAUGCAUACAUCAACUCCUGUGAGGGCGCUGAGUGGGGCAGAAUACUGAUUUUGCUUAGGCAGAUGCAACUUGUGGGCCUCCAGCAAUCCCCGGCAACCUUGACUCCAGCUGUUAACGCUGCUGGGGUGCGCAGCUGCUGGACUCGCGCCAUUUCUUUUCUCGUGGCCUUCGGGCGCUAUGAUCUCAUCCUCCUGAACAGCGCCAUCGUCGCAUACAGCAUGGGGCACCACUGGAAGGCAGCGCAGUCAUUCCUGGAGACCAUGAGGGAGCUGCGCUGCUGUGACAAGGCCAGUCUCAGUGCAGCAGUCACCUCGUGUGAGAAGGCGAAGGCGUGGCGCUGUGGCCUCCAGCUGGUACAGGAGCUGCUCCACAUGCCCGACUCCAUCGGUUUGGGCGCAGCAAUGAGUGUUGCGGAGAAAGCCGGGCGCUGGAAGAUAGCCAUGAACCUCCUUGGUGACCUGCCAUUGCGGGAGGUGCUUGCUGAUGAGAUCCAUGCCAGCGCCUGCAUCAGUGCAUGUGAAAGGGCAGAAGUACGGAAUUCGAAAAGCGUCACGCAAGUGUGA
This is a messenger RNA of Symbiodinium natans, 1173 nucleotides long. The record is from the annotation of a GenBank genome assembly. NCBI's taxonomy places the organism in Eukaryota, Dinophyceae, Suessiales, Symbiodiniaceae.